Messenger RNA from Peronospora belbahrii, 6945 nucleotides. The record is from the annotation of a GenBank genome assembly. NCBI's taxonomy places the organism in Eukaryota, Oomycota, Peronosporomycetes, Peronosporales, Peronosporaceae.
AUGGAGUUUGGAAUGAAAUUUGUGUCGCUUAUGGUUGAGAUCAGUACCGGUCUUGACAGCGCAGCGACGUACGACAUCAUUAGAACGCAACGCAGUAUUGUGCACUCACUGAACAAGACGGUGGUGAUUGCACUACUACAGCCAUCUCCUGAGAUCUUUUCUCUCUUUGACAAUGUCAUGAUCUUGAACGCUGGUGAGCUCAUGUACCACGGACCAAGCAGCAAGGUAGAGGAAUAUUUUGAGUCGUUGGGAUUCAAAUGUCCGCCGGAGCGCGACGUUGCCGAUUACCUGCUGGACUUCGGCACCGUCAGCAGGGCCGCUACGAAAUUGAUCAUGUGUCAAUGGUACCACGUCUUCCGUCAGUCGGCGUUAUAUAAAGAAACUAUUGCGGCAUUGAAUGCCCCGUACAAGUUGGAACUACUAAAGACAGUGAAGGAGAAUGUGAAUCCAAUGCCUAAGUUCCAGCAGUCGUUUUUGGAGAGCACUGCGACGCUUUUCAAGCGUGAGAUCAUGAUCUCGUCUGCUUUUUGCACCAUCUACUACGAUUUUGACCCGACGGAGGUGUCCGUUGUGACAGGUGUCAUUUUCUCCAGUGUGAUGUUUUUGUCAACGGGUCAGUCGUCUCAGCUUCCAGUUUCAUGGCAAACCGCGACAUCUUUUACAAGCAGCGCGGGGCAAACUUUUACCGAAACGUCGUCUUAUGUACUCGCGAGUUCCGUCGGUGGGAUUCCGCUAUCCCUUGCGGAGACAGCCAUCUUUGGCACGCUGGUCUACUGGAUGUGCGGUUUUGCCGCCGAUGUUGGGUUGUUCCUUAUCUUUGAGCUCAUCUUAUUACUGUCGAAUCUUGCCAUGGGUAUGUGGUUCUUCUUCCUGUCAUCAGCGUGCUCGCACGAGAACAUUGCCACGCCAUUAUGCAUGAUGUCGAUUCUGAUCUUCAUCAUCUUCGCUGGCUUCAUCGUGACAACGGACAACAUUUCAGAUUACUUGAUUUGGGCGCACUGGAUCAGUCCAAUGAGCUGGAGACCCAAAGCGCUGGCGAUUAACCAGUACCGGUCAAGUAACUUUGACGUCUGCGUGCAAAGAGUGGGUUGCGUAUGGCAUCAUCUACCUUGCGACGUAUCCGAUAAAUCGACGGAAGAAGAUUCGUACGCACUGCUUGAAACGCCUAGAGCGGUUUCAAACCAGAAAUGCGUCGUAGAAGUCCAGCGUGACCCGCACGAGAAGAAGUUUGCGCCCGUUACGGUGGCGUUUCAAGAUUUACAUUACUACGUACCGGAUCCACAAAACCCGAAGCAAUCACUUGAAUUGCUGAAAGGCAUCAAUGGUUUUGCUGUCCCUGGAUCAAUUACUGCUUUAAUGAGCUCUUCGGGUGCUGGUAAGACAACGCUUAUGGAUGUGAUUGCUGGACGCAAGACUGGUGGCAAGAUCACGGGCAGGAUUCUCCUAAAUGGCUACCAGGCCAAUGGUCUUGCGAUCUGCCGUUGCACGGGGUACUGUGAGCAGAUGGACGUGCACUCGGAGGCGGCCACUUUUCGUGAAGCUCUCACUUUCAGCUCGUUCCUGCGUCAGGAUGCCUGGAUCUCAGAUGCGACGAAAUACGAAUCCGUGAACGAGUCCAUUGAGCUUCUCGGACUGGAAGACAUCGCUGACCAAAACAUUCGUGCCAAGUGUGCUUUUUUGGAUGAACCGACGAGUGGUUUGGAUGCGCGUUCUGCCGAGCUGAUUAUGGACGGUCUGCGUAAGGCUGCUGAUUCCGGUCGUACGAUUAUUUGUACGAUCCACCAACCGUCGUCAGAGGUAUUCUACCUGUUCGACAGUUUGCUUCUGCUCAAACGUGGUGGUGAGACGGUAUUUUAUGGAGAUCUGGGCACAAACUGCCGAAACUUGAUUGAUUACUUUGAGGAAAUUCCAGGUGUUCCACUACUGUCACAAAACUACAACCCUGCAACAUGGAUGUUGGAGUGCAUUGGAGCCGGUGUGAACAACGCGACUGAGGACGGGACAGACUUUGUAAGUUACUUCAAAAAGAGCUCGUACAGUCAACACCUGGAGGCUAGCAUGGCAAAAAAAGGAAUCACAAUUCCUUCACCAGGCCUGCCUGAGAUUGUGUUUAAGGAAAAGCGUGCUGCCUCUUCACAUACGCAAAUGAGAUUUGUGGUAAUCCGCUUCUUCCAGAUGUACUGGCGUACACCCAGUUAUACGCUUACUCGUUUGGUGAUGUCAUUGUUCUUAGCUUUGAUUUUCGGGAUCGUGUUCAUUAGCCCAGACUACGCUUCCUACGCGGGUUUGAGCUCAGGUGUUGUAUGUUUGGACGAUUCUUUAAGAAUAAGGAGGACGGUAGACACGGGCCCCCCUGGCCAUCAACGGGGCGGUCAGCAUGGCGACAUUGAGCCUCCUGCUGGUGGAGGCUUUUUUAAUCUUCCACCUCCAGUCUCAAAGCCUUACAGUGGUUCAACUGCUGCAGUAUCUAGUGUCUCUAGUACAUCAAUGGGUGGAGGAGGUGCUGCAGUAGGAGGGUUUUCACAUCCGCCAAUUUAUGGCAACUUUAGUGCGCCACCGGACAAUAGUUCAAUGAGUGCAAAAGCUUUUACAGGUGGAGGCAUGGACAUGUUUGGUGGCAUGUCAGUAAAGGCUCCUUCUGUCGCUGGUGGUGGUAGCAACAAUGGAAUGGGAAGGUAUCAGCCUCAGAUUCAACAACAACAGCAGCACUAUGGGGGUUAUGGUGGAGCUGGUCCACCAAUUACUGCUAUGCAGCUUUCAAAGGCGGGUGGCAAUUUGUUUAGUGGUCUAGAAGUCGCUGCGGGUGCUCCGGCGCCUGCGGUGAAUGAUGAUGGAGGUGGUUUGACGAAGCUGACGCACGGUAGCGAGCAGCGCAAAUCGUCUAGAAGCACAGGAUCGUUUAAUCAUCAACAUGUGGCAUCUUCAAAGAGUAUGAAUGCGUCGGUUGCGUCACAAUACUCCCGAACGAGCGCAGGUAGCAGUGCUGGCACGACAACGUUGCGAACGACCUCGAAAGCUGUGAAGAAGAAGAAAACAAAAACGUUUCGUCCGGGCUUUGGACGACAGCUCUCGGAUGAAUCGGCGGCAGCGCUGCAGCGCGGCGACUUGAAGGAAGAUGACAUCAUUCAUCAACGGGAAGGACGCCUCAUGUCAGACCGCUCAGAUAGUUUGCGGAGUUCACGCAGUGCAACAGGCCCCACUGAUUUGGCUCACUUGUUACCUCCGGUGAAGGCUGGGUCAGUUUUGCAAGGACUGACGGUUCAUAAGGGAAGCAAUACUUCUGGUGGGGGUGUUCUUGCUGGCCUUACUGUGCACAAGUCGGCCUCACCCUCUCGUUUGCCAAUAAAGGUUGCGGAAUCUGCUGAUACGGAAUUUGGUGGAAAUGGUGUGUUAUCGGGGCUGAGUAAUUACAGGACACCACCAAGUAGUGCUGAUGACGACGCACGGGAACCUGUGAAUGAUGCUUUGGCAGAAGAGCCUGCCCCCGAGGUGUGCAAAAAACCGUCUUCUCCGGUGCCAGCUGCGUCUCCUACUCCAGAGGAGCGUCUAUUUAGUACUUUGCGUGACUUUCACGAAAGUGCUGUUAGUUUCCGCCAGCUCACGGUAAAACAAAACGAGGAGGAGAACCGGUUAAUGGAACGCAAAGCGCAACUUGCACACCAAUUGACGCAGUACGAAUUGGAUCUGCGUGACGUUGAGGCUCAGCAGCACCACGCAUGCGAAGUCGAAGACUUUGAGAAAGCUGAUGCGCUGAACGCCAGUAUCAACAGCGUGCGGCAUUGUAUCACGCUAACUGAAAGCGAUGUUCGAAAAGUGGAUAGCGAUCUUGUGGCCUUUGUGAAGGCCAAGGAGAAAGCGUUUGCAAACCAGCUGAGAAGUACACGUGGCACUCUACGCGAGCUUGAAAAGUUUCGAGAAGACCAAGAAUUGGAGCGAACAGUUGCGCGCAACCAGUACAAGAUUUACGAGGCGAAUCAGACGGAACAACUGCAGUUUGAAGCUGAACGGAUUGAUACUGAAAUGCACCACGUAUCAGUGAGCUUGGAAAAUGUGAUUUCUGAGAAGUCGGAAAUUGAGGCGACCAUUGAGGGCCAGUGCAGACCUGAAUUUGCUGUUCAGGCUCAAUUGAUGGAGGAAAAGAAGGCUGUGGAAGAAGAGGUGCGUGAGCUGGAGCGUAAAUUAAAGGAAAAAUUGGAGCGGGUCCAAGAAAUCCAGUCGUCAAUUGAUACUGCUCAACGCGAUAUCGACACGGUUCGUAAACGUUAUUCUCGCCAGCUUAAGCGCAUCGCCGAACGCGAGGACGGUAUAAAAAAGACGAAGUCUGAAGUAGAAUCAGAUGGCAAGCAUCUUGAGCAACAGCGCGAGGAGUUUCAUGACAGACUGAAACAGUACACGGAAGACAUUUCAAUCAUUGGGAAGCGUAUCGGCGCUGUCAAAAAGGAAAUGCGUGCUGCGUCUUUGCUGGCAAACGUGUUAGAAGUGCAGGAGACCCGCCGCGAGCAGUCUUUGAUUCGUAAAAGACAACAAACAGCGGAGCUGAGUUCGCUCAACGAUGCCACUGCGGUUGCUGAGCAAAGCUUUACUAUGCUGAGCAAACAGCAUGAAGAGCUUGAGAAAUCUCUGUCGAUUCACCGGAAUGCUAUUGCAUCAGCAGAAGCAAUGAUUCCUCGUUUGGAGCAGGAAAAGAAGGCAGCUGCUGCGCAGCGUAAUUUUAAGGAAGCAGCUCGCAUCUCCAAGGAUAUUAAGGCACUGGAAAAGGAUCGCUUAACAGCCGAGGAAAACGUAGAAGUAGUGGACUUGGAGCUCCAAGAUUUAACGGAGCGUAUUGCGAAGCGUGAAGUGGAGUUUGAGGAAAAAAAGAAAGAGUUGAAGGAGAUGGAAAAACACCUGGAACUAGCAACUUUGCAAGAGUUGUGGAAAGAGGCAAAACAUUUGCGAACUGCAUUGCGGAAGAUUGAAAAAUGCAGGAGCGAGGGAAACGCUGCAAAUGGUGGCAUCGAUUUUCGAUCAUCUGCAAUACUUUUGGUCCAAGCCGAGUACGAUGCGUGCAUGGUUCAAGUUGAGGCACUUGAGAAGAAGUACGACGUAGCUUGUCCUGUUGACGACGAAGACGACAAGGAUGAUGACGAUGAUGAUGAAUCGAUUGACGACGAAGAGAAGGAAGGCAGUGAACAUGUGUCACUUUUGCGUUCUAGUUUAGCUGGAAAGCUGACUACUGACACAGAAGGAUCGGACGUCGACAUUGAGGCUACUGACAAUAGCAGUUUCGUUCUAGAGAAAAUCGUUGGGCAGUUGCUUGAGCUCGAGUCUCAGAUUGAGAAGGCAACGGACAAUGAAGAAUACGAGUUGGCCGCAAGGCUUGACGCGAAAAUUGAAACUCUGAAGCAGCGACAGGAGACCAUUGAAGCCGUACUAUCACAGGAGGUGACUAAUGGUGUUCAGGAGAAUGAAUCUUUGGGAGAUGAAGAAUCAAAUGGCCGCGAUUACUCUGCUGAUGAAGGCGCUGAAGCUGAUGUGGAGUACGUUCAUGAAGAAAUGGUCAGCCCUGUGAGUGUAUCACGUAGUCGUGAUGAGCUGGCACAGUCUUUGGAAGCAGUUCAAGUGCGAGUUGCGAUGCUUGAAAGACAGAUAGACGUUGCAACUGAGAACAAGGAUUUCGAGAUUGCCGCAAGCUACGAGAAGGAGCUGCAGUCAUUGCGAGAAAGGGAGAAGCGAGUCGGUGCUCAACUUGAGUCUCCCGACGGAAGUCGUAGCGCCACAGCGCCCGUCAUGUUUGGAGGACGCGACCUUAAGACUGACAAGUCUACUUCUAUUGAAGAUGUUGUGAGCGGUGUUUCGUCACGCUUGCCUCAGGAUACAUUAGUUGAUUCCGAGACGAGCGGAUCUCUUUUUGGCGGGCUACAAAUGAGUGGCGGUCCAGGCGCCGCAUCUAAGAGCUCGAUUGAGGUUCCGAUAACAGAAUCGGACUUGGAAGUGGAGGAAAUAGCUCUUGAGUCGGUAGAAGCAGCGUGUCCCGCUAAACCUGAAAUUGUUUUCCCGACAUCUUCCGAGAUGAAGGAUUCUUUCUUCGGGAAGCGUAGCGUAUCAAAUAAUAGCGCCAGUCUGAUUGCACCAUCUACGUCGGGAUCGUUGUUUGGGGCCCUGCAGAUAAGUGGGAGCUAUUCGGUUGACAGAGCCUCUUUACCUUCACUUGAGAAAAAGACAGAAGAGGACAAGGAAGACGCGCAAAGUCCUGACGCACGUGUUACCAAAAAAGUGGAAUUAAGUGCUUCUACUCCAGUCGACAAUGGAUCAAGUGCCGUCGACGUCGGAGCAAGUGCCCGGACGGAGUCUAUUUCUGUUUUAAAGGAAGGCUGUGGUGACAUGUUUGGUGGGCUGCAGUUGAGUAGCAGCGCGGUGGCUGAUACAACAACUGCAGCUGUAGACUCUGACUCGAUGAAUACCCCACAAGGCAUAUUUAACGGCUUAAAGCUGUCCAGUAGUUUAGUUGGCGCUGCUUCAUCAGAACAUUCGUCGUCUGACACUUCCUCCAAUAUGUUCGGUGGGCUGAAGGUAUCCGGCAGUGCAGUUGGCGCCUCUAAUGAAGCUCCGACCGAAGUGUUCGGUGGUCUCGAGCUAAGCAAUAAUGCCAUCGUAGCUGGGGCAGCUGAGACUGACGCGAAUGUGGCGCCAUCUACGGAGGAAACUGACCUUUCUGCAAACGGCGUAGGCAAUACUCGAAUGUCUAUUCACGAGCUGAGAGAGCAGAUCGAGAAUGGCGAUGUGGUCGAGGUUCCUCAGGGCGCUUCAUUCCACUCGGAUGCGCCUGCGGUGACGUCAGCAACUCUGUUGAGCGAGACUACCAGCCCGGAGACAACAGUUGUUUCCUUGCCGACCACCACGAAUGUAACGUUUAACAACGACAAGACUCAAACGGAAACUGAACAGGAGGCGACACGACCAUAG